AGCCCGACCCGUCCGAGAGCGUCAUAUGACGUCAUCUAGCCGUCCGGAAGCGCCCCCACGUGUCCGCCCACCUCGGUUCUGGGACCUCUGAUCCCGGUGUCACCCACCAUGGGUCGCUCCCGCCGUACGGGCGCGCACCGAGCGCACUCCUUGGCCCGUCAGAUGAAGGCGAAGCGGCGGCGGCCGGACCUGGAUGAGAUUCACCGCGAGUUGCGGCCCCAGGUCGCCGCACGGCCCCGGCCAGACCUAGGCGCUGAACCCGAUCCCGACCUGCCAGGGGGCGGCCUGCAUCGCUGUCUGGCCUGCGCGAGGUACUUCAUCGAUUCUGCCAACCUGAAGACCCACUUGCGAUCCAAAGAUCACAAGAAGAGGCUGAAGCAGCUGAGUGUGGAGCCCUACAGUCAGGAAGAAGCGGAGAGGGCAGCGGGCAUGGGUUCCUAUAUUCCUCCCCAGCGGCUGGCAGUGCCCACAGAAGUAUCCACUGAGGUCCCUGAGAUGGACACGUCUACAUGACUUGGCCUGAGGAUGCGAGGCAGAGGAGCUGCCCAUGGACAGUGGUACAGGAGCCAGGCUGGGAGAGACUGUGCCAAUCUCUUUUGGUUUGGGGAGUGGAUGGCCGCUUCCAGAUACCCUCCCUUCCAAUAAAGGAAAUGUAUAAAUAGG
Messenger RNA from Dama dama (fallow deer), 663 nucleotides. RefSeq names its product zinc finger protein 593 (gene ZNF593). The record is from RefSeq and is a predicted model, not a curated record. Gene Ontology annotation, molecular function: zinc ion binding; nucleic acid binding. The transcript is spliced from 3 exons. Lineage: Eukaryota; Metazoa; Chordata; Mammalia; Artiodactyla; Cervidae. Bases 109 to 513 code for a protein of 134 amino acids.